AUGGAGUACGCUCUUGACAAGGCGUUAAAGGAGAUAUCGAUUGAUGAUGAUGAUGAUGACAAACCAAAGGAUCACGCAGUCUUUACACAUAUAUCUGAUCUUCCAAGUGAUAUAGAGGAGGAGGUGCUCUCUAGGGUUCCGAUGGAGUCGACAUAUCUCAAGUCAUUCACUGCGACGGUUUAUUCUUAUGCAUCUCUAAAGGCAGAGACGACGACUCACCUGGGCGGCUUGUUGUUUGGAACCCUUAUUUGGGACAAACAAGGUGGAUCGAACCAAGCAAUUCUUACCACAAAUAUGAGGUGUACCGUGUACGCUCUUGGAUACGACAAGGAGAAGAAGCAUAAAGUUUUGAGAUUUGUGACUCGGUACGACCAGAGUGGCAACCGAAUUUGUGAGAGUGAGAUGUACAAAUUAAACUCUAAUGCAUCGUGGAAGGUCAUCGAUGGUUUCGCUCCGGACUGGCGUAUUCCGUCUUCUCAUCGUGGCUUGUCUCUAAAGGGCAACACUUACUGGUAUGCCCAAGAGAAGUUCCCAUUUUAUGAAAAAAUAUCACCAAAUCACCCUGAUUUCCUACUCUCCUUUGAUUUCACAACGGAGAGAUUUGGACCGCGUUUGCCUCUACCUUUUCAUGCUCGCCUUAUAGAUAUUGUGACUUUUUCUAGUGUCAGAGUUGAGCAGCUUGUGGUGUUAUUUCAGGAACAUCGUGCACCCCUCGUCAAGAUAUGGAUUAGUAAUAAGAUUGAGCCCAAUCAAGUGUCGUGGAAUUUUUUGUUCUUAGCUGUUGAUGUGGAACCAAUCAUUCGUUUUCGGUUUCGUUUUUCUUUUACUAAAUGUCCUGUGAGUUUCUUUGUUGACGAGGAGAAAAAGGUUGCAGUGAUUCUUGAUAGAAAAACAGGUCGAUCUUCCACCAGCCACACUGCUCACAUCACUGGAAAUAAUUUCUACGAAAAAGUUGUUCUUGGCGAAUCUACGGCCUAUGGGUGUGACCCAUCUAUGGUCCCUUAUGUUCCAAGCUUAGUGAAAAUUUGUAAAGCACCCUAA
Camelina sativa (false flax) is the source of this 1041-nucleotide messenger RNA. Lineage: Eukaryota; Viridiplantae; Streptophyta; Magnoliopsida; Brassicales; Brassicaceae. The record is from RefSeq and is a predicted model, not a curated record.